Messenger RNA from Punctularia strigosozonata HHB-11173 SS5, 1767 nucleotides. Its product is annotated as glutamate 5-kinase. Bases 112 to 1686 code for a protein of 524 amino acids. The transcript is spliced from 7 exons. Gene Ontology annotation, cellular component: cytosol; cytoplasm. Gene Ontology annotation, molecular function: RNA binding; ATP binding; glutamate 5-kinase activity. The record is from RefSeq and is a predicted model, not a curated record. Lineage: Eukaryota; Fungi; Basidiomycota; Agaricomycetes; Corticiales; Punctulariaceae.
GUGGAACAUAAGUUUAAAUUUCCGACCGUGGGACGCCGUUUGCAUUCGCGUCUCGCAUUCCAACCUCAGUCACCGCGACCAGGACCUGCGCAGGAUCUGGCCCUAUCAGCGAUGGUGAAGUCAAGACCAUGCACGAUUGUCAUCAAGCUGGGGUCGUCCUCUAUCGUCCAUGAGAAGACUCAUCAGCCUCUUCUGUCGACCUUGUCGGCUCUCGUGGAAACCGUAGUGCACCUUCGUGCUGCUGGGCAUAAGGUGGUGCUGGUCAGCUCGGGUGCCAUCGCUGUUGGACUCAAGAGGAUGGACAUGCCGAGCAGACCGAAGAGCCUAGCAGGGAAGCAGGCUCUCGCUGCGGUUGGUCAAGGACGCCUCAUUGCGCUUUGGGACAACCUAUUUGGCCAAUUUGAACAGCCCAUAGCGCAAGUCUUGUUGACGAGAGGCGAUAUCGCUGAUCGAACUCGAUAUCUAAACGCAGCCAACACCUUCACAGAACUUCUGUCCAUGGGUGUCGUCCCGAUAGUCAACGAGAACGACACGGUUUCUGUCAGCGAAAUCAAAUUUGGCGACAAUGACACUCUGUCGGCCAUAACAUCCGCAAUGAUCCAUGCCGAUUACCUCUUCCUCCUCACCGACGUCGACGGAUUAUACACCUCCAAUCCGCGAAGGGACCCAAACGCGCGCCAGAUAGAGGUCGUGGAGUCCAUCAGCGCGAUCCGCAAACAAGUGAGCACAUCGACGCUUGGAUCGAGCCUUGGCACAGGCGGCAUGGAGACCAAAAUCAUCGCAGCUGAAAUCGCGACGGCAGCAGGCGUCGCAACAGUCAUCACCUCCUCAAAACGCCCCCACGCGAUCUUCGACAUCAUCGAAUACAACCACUCGCUAGCCCCUUUCUCCCCGACUGCCCCGUUUCCAUCUACCCCGUCUUCGCUCAGCGCUGGCUCUGGUUCAGAAGCGAGUGAGCUUCCAACCCCAACUCCAAAAACCGUUAACCUGCCGCAUCCCGACUCUGCGCCGGCAUCCGGCACUGUCACCCCUGCCCGCCCCCCUCACACGCUAUUCACGCCUUCUCCUGCCCCACUCCGGGACCUCAAAUCGUGGACGUCGCACACGCUCUACCCGUCGGGCAGCGUCAUCAUCGACGCCGGCGCACACGCCGUGCUGUCGCGAAGAGAAUCCGGCGGGCGCUUGCUGCCCGUAGGCGUCGUAGGCGUCGAGGGGGCUUUUGCGGCUGGACAGGCGGUGAGGAUCGUAGUAAGGAGACAGGAAGGAGAACACGAGGGAGCCAACCUCACGGUUUCGUCGACAACAAGAAGGUCGACGGUGGACAGCGUCAGUGAGCCCCCGACGCCCGUCAUCCAAGCGGCGGCAUCUAUGAGCUCUUCGAUCGUUUCCUUGGAGCCUUUGUCGUCAUCUCUAGAGUCGCUUGCCAACAUACCGUCUUCCAACACCCUCAAGACGGUGGUCGAGAGCACCACCACCACAUUCACGCAGGGAGAAGGAAGCGUAGUAACCGAAGAACCUGAUGAGCAAGACUGGCAAUAUCUCGAAGUCGGUCGAGGCCUCGCCAAUUACAACUCGGAGCAGAUAUCGAGAGUCAAGGGUCUCAAGAGCUCCUACAUCCCGCAACUUCUAGGGUAUGCAGAUUCAGAGUACGUCGUCGAAAACAUAACCAUUCGUGUUCCGCCCUAGAGAGGUCUAGGGGCGAAUCUUGGUUGCGUCAGAGUACUUGCCUGUUUUCCUCGCUUUCGUGCAAUAUAUCAGAAGGAUCGA